Messenger RNA from Sebastes umbrosus (honeycomb rockfish), 5412 nucleotides. It is a transcript of the gene rbpjb, whose product is annotated as recombination signal binding protein for immunoglobulin kappa J region b. Gene Ontology annotation, biological process: regulation of transcription by RNA polymerase II; Notch signaling pathway. Bases 217 to 1689 code for a protein of 490 amino acids. The record is from RefSeq and is a predicted model, not a curated record. Gene Ontology annotation, cellular component: MAML1-RBP-Jkappa- ICN1 complex; nucleus. The transcript has 11 exons. Gene Ontology annotation, molecular function: DNA-binding transcription activator activity, RNA polymerase II-specific; RNA polymerase II cis-regulatory region sequence-specific DNA binding. NCBI's taxonomy places the organism in Eukaryota, Metazoa, Chordata, Actinopteri, Perciformes, Sebastidae.
UUGUUGUGGCGUCUGCCCUUUUUUCACUCCCUCCCUCUCUCUCUCUCUCUCUCACUCUCUCUCUCUCCGCCGCCUCCCCUUUUUCUCUCCGUCUCCCUCGUCCCUACACCUCCAGUCUGCUUCUGUUGUCUCGGCGGAUUGUUGGGUUGCUUGUGAAAGGAGAGAGAGAGAAAAGGAUAUCGCGAGUAUUGGAGUUUUGGUGAGAGUUUGUGGAAGAUGGCGCCUGUUGUGACAGGGAAGUUCGGGGAGCGCCCUCAGCCACUGCGCCUAACAAGAGAAGCGAUGAGGAAUUACCUGAAGGAGCGAGGCGACCAAACUGUCAUGAUCCUGCACGCAAAAGUUGCACAGAAAUCCUACGGCAAUGAGAAAAGGUUCUUCUGCCCUCCUCCCUGCGUUUACCUGAUGGGCAGCGGCUGGAAGAAAAAGAAGGAGCAGAUGGAGCGAGACGGCUGCUCUGAGCAGGAGUCGCAGCCCUGUGCCUUCAUCGGCAUCGGCAACAGCGAUCAAGAAAUGCAACAGCUUAACUUAGAGGGAAAGAAUUAUUGCACAGCCAAAACCUUGUACAUAUCCGACUCCGACAAGAGAAAGCACUUCAUGUUGUCUGUCAAGAUGUUCUACGGCAACAGCGCUGACAUCGGCGUCUUCCUCAGCAAGAGGAUCAAAGUCAUCUCCAAGCCCUCCAAAAAGAAGCAGUCCCUCAAAAACGCUGACUUGUGCAUCGCAUCAGGGACCAAGGUGGCACUGUUCAACCGGCUUCGGUCCCAAACAGUCAGCACGCGCUAUCUACACGUGGAGGGCGGUAACUUUCACGCCAGCUCCCAGCAGUGGGGCGCCUUCUACAUCCACCUGUUGGAUGACGAGGAGUCAGAAGGAGAAGAGUUCACUGUGAGAGACGGUUACAUCCACUACGGCCAGACAGUCAAGCUGGUUUGCUCUGUCACCGGCAUGGCCCUGCCCAGACUGAUCAUCCGUAAAGUGGACAAACAGACGGCGCUGCUGGACGCCGACGACCCCGUCUCCCAGCUUCACAAGUGUGCCUUCUAUCUGAAGGACACAGAACGCAUGUACCUGUGCCUUUCCCAAGAAAGGAUCAUCCAGUUUCAAGCCACUCCAUGCCCAAAGGAACCAAACAAGGAGAUGAUCAACGACGGCGCCUCCUGGACAAUCAUCAGCACAGACAAGGCUGAAUACACUUUCUACGAGGGCAUGGGCCCCGUCCACUCGCCUGUCACCCCCGUGCCUGUGGUAGAGAGCUUACAGCUAAACGGCGGCGGCGACGUCGCCAUGCUGGAGCUGACGGGACAGAACUUCACUUCAAAUCUGCGGGUCUGGUUCGGAGACGUCGAGGCUGAGACCAUGUACAGGUGUGCGGAGAGCAUGCUGUGCGUGGUGCCCGACAUCUCCGCCUUCCGCGAGGGCUGGCGCUGGGUGCGGCAGCCCGUCCAGGUGCCCGUCACGCUGGUUAGGAACGACGGCAUCAUCUAUUCCACCACACUGACCUUCACCUAUACGCCGGAGCCCGGGCCGCGGCCGCACUGCAGCGCCGCCGGGGCCAUCCUGCGGGCCGGGAACUCCAGCCUGCUCAGCAACAACAGCCAGGAGGCCGGCCCCGGCGUCUACGGCCCCAACAGCACCUCCAACGCCGGAGUCACGUCCUCAUCCUCCGCCGCGGCGGCCGUGGUCUCCUAACGCACACACGGGGGCCACACACAUACGAUAUAUGCCUUGAGAGCAAAAUGUACCCACAAGGUAUAUAAAGACUACGGGAAAUAAUAAACAAAGACUGACUCACUCUAAAGUGCUGCGUAUUAAUUUUGGAUACAAAGAAGCUGAAAUGGAAAAAAACAAAUUGGCGGGAUAAAAGGAGCGAACGCAGGGGGAAAUCUGAAGGAGGAGUGACAUCACAACGGGAAUAAGCGCUCCUUGACCCCGCCCCCUCUCCUGUGGUUACUUUAGGGACCUGCCUAUCCACUUCUGGUGUUUGGAAUGAGUGAAAUUCCUGCCUACCUUUCUAUGGCUGUGAGAACGGAAAAACCACAACAACAAUACAUCCACCAGUGUACAAAAAAAAAAAAAAUCUCUUGAAAGGAAAAGUAUAUUUUUGCUCCUCCCAACCCCCUCCCACCACUUGUUUUAUAAUUAUUCCUUUUGUUUUGUGUUAUUUUUGAUUUCCUAAAAAGGGGGGCUGGAUGUAUUGUUGUCGGAGGGAGCGCGAGGACGCAGAGGGACACACAUAAAACGUGACGAUAACAUAGUUUUUAUGGACCAAGGAUCUUGUAUAAGCUUUAGUAAAGGUACAUUUUUCUCCAUACCUUUUUUGUAUUAAACAUAUAGUACACUUUUGUUACCAAAUAGUUUCUAUUCUUCCUCUGAGCUUGGGCUUUGUUUUCCCCCCUUUUUGAGGUCCAAAAAUCCCAACCUGUAUGUUAUUGCGACCUUAACUACAAAACGCCUGCUUUUUCAGUCUUUCAGAUUGAACUCUUUUUUUUUUUAUACUUCUUCUGUUGGGGAAAAAAAAUCUGAAGUCUGGGUUGUUUAUUUUACAUAGGCGAAGGUUGUUUGUUUUUUUAAAAUUGGGGAAUAACCUCAGAGGGCCUAUGUUUUUAUCAUUGGUUUUUAUGAAGUCUUUAAAAAGAAAAGCUUUAAGCAACGCCUCUGCCUUGCCUGCAAUACUCUAUGUGCGCUAUGUCUCCUUCUUGGAAAAGUAUACACGUCAGUACAUCUCACAUGGAGCCAUAGCAACAUCUGCAGAAUACAUGAAAAACUAGACUUCCACAAAACGAGUCAAACUAAUGUAUCACGACUUAAAAAAAGGAUAGCCUUAGUACUGUAUAUUCUUACCGUGUACACAGUCUCACAUAUCUAAUAUCUGUUGCUCUAUCGGUUUUUUAACGUAUCAUCAUGUAGUGAAACUAGCGAGGUGUCUUCCAGUUGUGUGCUGUAGUUCUGGUGGCAUUUAACUUCCAAAAAAAAAAAGACUUUUCAAUUCGAUGUGGCCUUACCGAUAACGUCAAUUACAAACAAAAACUCAUCUUUUUCUUCUCUGCUGUUUACUCACCUCGGAAGAAACCUGUGCGUAGCACAAAAACAAGCCUCGCUUCUUAUCACUGGGAGCUCUGCUGUUUUGGGCUCAAUGCUGCGGCUCCACCUUAUCAUGCAAAGCAAAGCAGCCUUCUAGAAGGACCUCUCAAAGCCUUCGUUUGUUUUCGUCGGUGUACAAGUACAAUAAGCCCGUUUUUUAUUCUCAUGCGGUGCCCAGCACCUUUUCACUCUUUGGUACACGAGCGCUGUAAAAGCUCUUUUCAGCCUUCUUUUUUCAACAACAAAAACAAAAAAAAUCUGUGGUUUAUUAUCUUUGCAGAAACAAAAGCGUGUGUACAUUGUCGAGUAGUUGCACUCAUCCGUGUUCAUGGCGACCGCGUCUCCUGUAGGAGUAUAAAGGCCUUCUAAAUGUGUGUUAUUGAAGAUGUGCAUUUUUCCAAACAGAACAGCAAUAUUGUACAGGUCAUCGUUUUUUUUUGUCCGCCUGAGCACUAGUUCACCAGCCAGCAAAAUAUAUGUGUGUGUGUGUGUAUGUGUGUGUGUGUGACUGUCAUACUGUAUGUAGUUGCUGUAAUGGAAUAUUGAGUCAGACUCGCUCCAUUUCAAACUGCUCUCCAAAAAAAAAAAAAAAAGAUAUGGGGUGUUUCUGUCUUCCACCAGGAUCCAAAUGUCUGAUGAUAAUUGUGGAUAAACAUUCAAAGGCAAUACUUGUGAUCUUAGUAUUACAGUACAACUGUAUACACACUUCCGGGAGAAAAAAACAAAAAGAACAAUACUGUAACUUGAAUGUCUGCUUAAUGAAGUGUUUUCCUACAAACAAAACCCUUGAAAUAGGAACAAAAAAGGAUUCGCUUGCACCCCUUUUCAAUGUAAAAAAAAAUAAUAAGUUAUGCCGCCACCCUCGCCCCCACCUGUUAAUGUUAAAUGUUUUAUAUUGUAAUAUUUUUUAAAUUAUUGGUACAAAGUCUCCCCUUGUCUUAUGUCAAAAAAAAAGUGCAUUAUUGCCCGUGCUGCCUAGGUUGGCCUGGGAGUGUUUUUUUUUUUUAUUUUAUUUUUUUAAAGGGGCCACUUCUUGUAUUGGUGCAGCAGCAACGGUGUAGCGUCAAAUACUUGCGCUCCUUCACACUGAACUCUGCAGGUCAACCUGAACCCUUUACUCUGCAGGAUGGAGGUCACACAAUCUUAACUGUAGAUUUUUAGUGUUUUUUCUACUAGCUCUAAAUUCAGUUUUUUUAAACAUCACACACCCCCGUUUCCCCCUCGAGGAUAUUUUUUUUUUUUUGUUUACAUGCUGAGUCGCCUCUGACGGCUAACCGCCCCCCAGCUCCUCUACAUAUUCAUCACGCGAGUCUGAACAGAAGCAGCUUUGUCACAAAACUAAUAAAAAAGGGGGUGAUGCAUGCUUUUUAAAAAAAAAAGAAAAAAAAAUGUGUCGCCUUGACAAUCUGAGCUGGUUUACAGUUUAUUUCUCUUAAAACGUUAAGAGAUAGGGAGGAUACUAUCAAUAAAAGGGGUCAAAAAUGUUACAUGCCUUCUUGAAAAAAAACGCACGCUGGCGACAAAAAGAGAAAAAAAAAAAAACGCCAUCUCAUUAGCGAUGCUUUUUUUUUUUUUUUUUACAAAACAUCUUAACUGGUUUCUUUCUCUUUGUGUGUGUGUGUCUGUUCAUAUUUGUUUUUACUCUUCCAAAAGCAGCUGUUUGUUUUUUUUUUUUAUAAUGAGCUCUGAACAAUGUAUGUAUCCUCUAAUAUGCCAAAUGUCUUUUUAUAAUGUAGAUUUCAUGCACUGCUAAACAAAAACAGGGCAGAGUGAGAGGCAGCUUUAAACAAAUAAAAAAAAAAAAGGAGUGUGGAGCCCUUCUCUGUCGCACUCAGCCUUACUUCUCCUUAAGACUAUUUGGCUGUUUGCACUACAGAGCGCUAACCUUUUUCUUUUUCUCUCACACACAUUUCAUCCUCACUCUUUUACCGCUCAUGUUUAUGUAUGUACAUUUGGAGUUCCCCAUCCCUUCCCCUCCCUUUUCUUUGUUUUUAACAUGAAGCCUGUUAUGCUUAGCUUUGCUACAGUCGGAUCACCUUUCCGUUUUUCCCCCCUCUCCUCUCCUUUCUCCUUUCACUCUCACUGUAUCUGUGUAUUAUUCUAGUAAAUGGUAAGCAGAGGUGUCAUUGUGGUAGUAUACUCAGUGCUCAAAGAGGGUUGCUGAUGGUAGAAACCUGUGCCGUUUGUAACAUUUAGCAAUAACGUCAAAAACAAAAGGGGACGGUUGUAUUUUUUUUUUUUUUGAUAACAUAACGUUAGUUUUGUUUUUUGUACAUAUUGCAGCUCCAGAUCAUGCUCAAAUCUGUAUGUCAUUAAAAGAAGAAAAAAAAA